Rattus norvegicus (Norway rat) is the source of this 3636-nucleotide messenger RNA. It is a transcript of the gene Zwilch, whose product is annotated as zwilch kinetochore protein. Gene Ontology annotation, biological process: protein localization to kinetochore; mitotic spindle assembly checkpoint signaling. NCBI's taxonomy places the organism in Eukaryota, Metazoa, Chordata, Mammalia, Rodentia, Muridae. The record is from RefSeq and is a predicted model, not a curated record. Gene Ontology annotation, cellular component: kinetochore; RZZ complex.
CCGCCCACCCUCGUCACACCAUCUCUUUUAAUCCAUUUUUCCCCCCACUAACAGAAAUGGGAUACUUUUGGAAUGGUAGAUUGAAGGGAUCCUCUACUAAAUUAAAACAAUGUGUUAGCGUUGAGUACAAACAAAACUUAAUGUGUGAAGUAGUUCCGGCUGGGCGGGGUCAUGCUCUCUGAUGUCAGCGUCUGGGCGCGCAGUUCAGUUUAGCUGCACCGCAAUGGAGCGAUCGGACAGAGGCAUGUGGGUGCGUUUGAAUCGCGCAGCCGAGGAGUUUUAUGCUCGUCUUCUACAGCUGAUGUACAAGUGCAGUUGGUCAGCAAAAAAGCCCAACCAAAUCUUCUGAAAACUCUUCUAAAUGAAAAUGACUUAGUGUUUCUUGUGGAAAAAGUGGUUUUAGAGAAGGAAGAAACAAGUCAUGUUGAAGAACCACAGUCUGAGGAAACUGCUAUUUCUGAUCUUUCUACUGGUGAAAAUAUUAGGCCACUGGCCUUACCAGUUGGAAGAGCAAGGCAGCUAAUUGGACUUUAUACCAUGGCUCACAAUCCUAACAUGACCCAUUUGAAGAUUAAGCAGCCGGUGACCGCCCUUCCUCCUCUGUGGGUGAGAUGUGACAGUUCAGAUCCUGAGAGUACCUGUUGGCUUGGAGCUGAGCUUAUCACAGCAAAUGGUGCCGUUACAGACGUUGUCUUAUAUGUGGUCACUUGUAAAGCUGAUAAAAAUUACUCUGAAAAUCUGGAAAAUCUAAAAAAUUUACACAAGAAAAGACAUCACCUCUCUGCUGUAACAGCCAGAGGCUUUGCCCAGUUUGAGCUCUUUAAGUCUACUGACUUGGAUGACACUGUUACCCCAUCACAAACUACAGUCACUCUGGAUCUUUCCUGGAGCCCUGUGGAUGAGAUUCUUCAAACCCCUCCCCUAUCUUCAACUGCAACUCUGAAUAUCAGAGUACAAUCAGGAGAGCCCAGAGGCUGUUUGAAUCACCUUCACCGAGAACUGAAAUUUCUCCUUGUUUUGGCUGAUGGCAUCAGGACUGGUGUAACCGAAUGGCUCGAACCUCUGGAAACAAAAUCUGCUGUUGAAUCUGUGCAGGAAUUCCUAAACGACUUAAAUAAACUGGAUGAAUUUGAUGAUUCUACCAAGAAAGACACACAAAAAGAGGCAGUGAACCACGACACAGCUGCCGUUGUCAGGUCUAUGCUUGUCACAGUUCGGGGGGAUCUCGAUUUUGCUGAACAGCUUUGGUGCAAAAUGAGCAGCAGUGUGGUUUCAUAUCAAGACUUGGUGAAGUGUUUCACAUUGAUCCUGCAGAGUCUGCAGUGUGGUGAUAUACAGCCAUGGUUGCACAGUGGGAGUAACAGUUUGCUGAGUAAGCUCAUUCAUCAGUCUUACCACGCAGCCAUGGACAGUGUCCCUCUCUCUGGAACCACUCCACUUCAGAUGCUUCUGGAAAUUGGCUUGGACAAACUGAAGAAAGAUUAUAUCAGCUUUUUCGUCAGUCAGGAACUUGCAUCCUUGAAUCAUUUGGAGUACUUCAUUUCUCCGUCGGUAACGACACAGGAACAGGUUCACCGUGUUCGGAAACUCCAUCACAUUCUCGAAAUAUUAGUCAUCUGCAUGCUUUUCAUUAAACCUCAGCACGAGCUUCUCUUUUCUUUAACACAAUCCUGCAUAAAAUAUUACAAACAAAAUCCUCUUGAUGAGCAACACAUUUUUCAGUUGCCAGUCAGACCAGCUGCAUUAAAGAAUUUGUAUCAAAGUGAGAAGCCGCAGAAGUGGAGAGUAGAGAUCGGCAGUAGUCAGAAGAAGGUGAAAACAGUGUGGCAGCUGAGUGAAUGCUCCCCUGUAGACCAUUGCAGUUUCCACAAACCUGAGUUUUCUGAGUUGACACUGAAUGGUAGUCUGGAAGAAAGGGCUGCCUUCAUUAACAUGGUUACCUGCAGCCAGGUGCACUUCAAGUAAUGAGCGCUGAGAGUCCUGUGCGUAUCCUUUCUCAGCACGAAACACAAAGGGGGGAAAGAGUGAGUUAAUUUUCAGAGCCUAAGAAAUAGCCAUCACAUGAACUCUGAAGCAGAAGAGAAGGGCCAUCCUGAAGAUGCUCUGACAUGUGGAGGCCGGGAUGAGAUCACAUCUCAGCUGUGGCUCCUGAGGAGAAGUGUCAGCAGCAGGGCAGCAAUGAGGAUGGAGAGGACGCAGACGGUAGGGACCACGAUCUCUGAAGGCACGUGCAUGCGCCUAAGCAAGGGCUCUGGAACAGACAGAGAGCCCACCAGAAGUGGGCUUUGUUUUGAAGCAAAAGCUAAAGGAGAUGGGCCACUGCGUUUCUAACUUUUCUCAUUUGUUGUAAAAGUGAACCUGUAAAUCAAAUGAUAUUUCGAAAUGGAGUUUUGGGACCAUGGGACAAAGGCAGCGCGUUCACUUGGCAUGCACACAUCUUUUGGGAAUCCUUACCAUCACACUAAACCUACAUGAGCGCUGGAAAUGUCACAGAAAAUCUGGGGGGACUAACUUUGGUAUUUUAUUGAACUUGAGUAUGGCUAAUGUUUUUGCUAGCAUUGCAUUAAUUUCAAACUAUUAGCACCCAUAUUACCUGGGUUCUCUAGGUUUUUACUGGGGAAAUAAUACUCUGUUGGACUGGGCGUGAUAGUGCACACCUUUAAUCCCAGCGCUGAGGAGGCAGAGGCAACCUGGUCUACAGAGCAUGUUCCAGAAAAGCCACAGCUACACAGAGAAACCCUGUCUCAAAAAGGAAAGAAAAAAAUCCCUUGGAAACAUUUGUAGCUUUUUGAGUUUUUUAUUCUCUAUAUACUUAUAUCUCACAUAUUCAUGUUUCUAAUGGUAAUUCUAACACUUCUUUGUUAACACAAUGGUUCACUAAAAUGUUUAACUAUUUGAUAAUUGUUGUGUGUUUUAAUCUUUAAGAGCUACCUAUUAUAUUCACCAAUGCAAUGGAAGACCCUCAUGUGACUGACUUUGAUUUGUCUGCUGAGCACCCUGGUAACUGAAGUAACCAGGCAUGGAUGUGUUCUCAGGCAGCCCAGCAAGGCUAGUCAGCAAGUCAUUACAGCCUUGUUGCAUUGCGUUGAUUUGAACUAUGUGUGGUUUAUAAUCUGUAGACUAUGGCCUAGUUAUAAUUUAUGAGUGUGGGGAUGCCGCUGUACGCAAGGUUGAGGGGGUUUCUGCACCACCUGCUUUGACCCCACAUUAAAGAACCAUAUUAAAGGGCUGGAGAGAUGGCUCAGUGGUUAAGAGCACUGACUGCUCUUCCAGAGGUCCUGAGUUCAAAUCCCAGCAACCACAUGGUGGCUCACAACCAUCUGUAAUAAGAUCUGAUGCCCUCUUCUGGUGUAUCUGAAGACAGCUACAGUGUAUUCAUAUGCAUAAAAUAAAUAAAUAAAUCUUUAAAAAAAAAAAAAAGAACCAUAUUAAAACAAGAAGUAAGGCUGGAGAGAUGGCUCAGUGGUUAAGAGCACUGACGCUCUUCCAAAGGACCUGAGUUUGGUUCCCAGCAAACAUAGUGGCUCACAACCAUAAUGAUCUCUGUAAUGGAAUCUGAUGCCCUCUUCUGUUCUGUCCAAAGACAGUGACAGUGUACUCACAUACAUGAAAUAAAUAAAUCUUUAAAAAACAAAA